Durotheca rogersii is the source of this 988-nucleotide messenger RNA. RefSeq lists its product as uncharacterized. Lineage: Eukaryota; Fungi; Ascomycota; Sordariomycetes; Xylariales; Xylariaceae. The record is from RefSeq and is a predicted model, not a curated record. The transcript is spliced from 3 exons. Bases 106 to 801 code for a protein of 231 amino acids.
UUAAUACUCGGGUCCCGCAACCAGCUCCUGGACGCGGCUUAAUUACGUCGUAUAUCCUUCCGUCCUGUGAAUCCGAUAUCCCGUGUAUGCAUCCGACAGGACGAGAUGCUUGCCGCCAUGCCGAUAUUCAAUCUCGACUUCUCGUCGCCCCAUCGUCCCGUGCGACCCUCCCCGCUGUCCUCCUCGCCCAUCAGGCCGUCACAAAGCUCUCCGCCACUGUCCCCCCGCGACCCCAACACCCUCCCCAGACCCGACACCCAGUCCUCCCCGAUCAGGGAGCCGUCGGCCAAGUUUAGGUUCGCCUCCCGCAGCGCGAAGCCGAACCCGCUGAGGCAGCCGCGGGAGAACGCCCAGGAGAACCGGCGGAGCCUGUUCCUGCGCAAUGUGCGGCAACGGGCCGACGACAAGAAGUGGCUGAGGAGGGGAGGCGAUCAAGAGGCUCUCAAGCUCGAGUGGUCGAUGCUAGACCGGCAGCGACGGCAGCAGAAAGAUGCCGAUCUCGACGGCAUCGUGUUCGAGGAUGAGAUAGAAGACAUCUCCGAACUCCAGCGUGAGGCAUCCCGAUACCCCGACGAUGCCAUGGUCGACGCGAUGGCGCUCGAGGAGGAGGAAGAGCUGAACGCAAUGCUCUCCAUACUCGACACCGAGCCGUCCCAGCCCGUGGCGAGGCCGCCGUCGCCGUCGUUUUCGCUCUCUGACGACGAAGACUACGACAGCCUCUUCGCAAACAUCCUGUCGCAACCAGACGCCGGUCGUCAGGGUUUCGCCUCGUCGGGGCAGAUGGAAAUGGACCUGUCAUAAAAGAUCGUUGGUGGGCUAGGGAUUUAGAGUGUCUCGUCAAUUGUCGGCGAACAAGGGGGAAACGGCAUAAAGGAGUUCGGUAGGGAACAUAGAAUGUGGCGUUGUGGGUAUAUUGUGGUUCUUCUAUAGUAGGGUAUUAUGGUGAUAUUGCGUCGUAUGUGUAUAUAACCCCUCCGGUUUCCCCCCU